Messenger RNA from Loxodonta africana (African savanna elephant), 2489 nucleotides. RefSeq names its product phosphatidylserine synthase 2 (gene PTDSS2). Lineage: Eukaryota; Metazoa; Chordata; Mammalia; Proboscidea; Elephantidae. Gene Ontology annotation, molecular function: L-serine-phosphatidylethanolamine phosphatidyltransferase activity. Bases 431 to 1747 code for a protein of 438 amino acids. The transcript is spliced from 12 exons. The record is from RefSeq and is a predicted model, not a curated record. Gene Ontology annotation, biological process: phosphatidylserine biosynthetic process.
UCAUUUUCCGUACUGUCCUCGGGGUCAGAAGCACUGUCCACAGAGGGAGCUGGGGCUCAGAGAAGUCCAGUGAGCCAUUCCAGGACACGCUCUCCUGGUUUGGGAUCAAGAACCAGGUCUUAUGACCCGAGGGCCAUGCUCUUCCUUGUGGAGGGCAGUCACUGUGAGGCAGAGGGUGCCAGACAGUGUCCACAGCCAGGCCACGUGCAUGCCUGGUCUCCUUGGUCAGGUGGCACGUCCGGCCCCUGGGUGCGCAGCGCCGGCCUCACUUUACGACAAGCACAGCCUAUGCCCACUGCCCUACCUGGAGGCAGUGGUGGGAAGCACCCUUUUGCCCCCUUCAUAGCCCCUCAGCAUGGGGCGUCAGCUCAACUGGGCACAGGGCUGUCCUCUUCCAGCCUCCAUGGGGUCUCAGCCCUGACUCCCUCAGAUGUACACAUCGUCUGGUAAUUACCCAGCUGACAGCGCCCAGUGGCGAGCCCACACCCUCACCGUGCUGUUCAUCCUCACCUGUGCACUUGGCUACGUGACCCUGCUGGAGGAGACGCCUCAGGACACAGCCUACAACACCAAGAGAGGUAUUGUGGCCAGUAUUUUGGUUUUCUUAUGUUUUGGAGUCACCCAAGCUAAAGACGGGCCAUUUUCCAGACCUCACCCAGCUUACUGGCGGUUCUGGCUCUGCGUGAGUGUGCUCUACGAGCUGCUUCUCAUCUUCAUCCUCUUCCAGACUGUCCACGAUGGCCGGCAGUUUCUGAAGUACAUCGACCCCAGGCUAGGGGUCCCACUGCCAGAGAGGGACUAUGGGGGAAACUGCCUCAUCUAUGAUCCGGACAACAAGACCGACCCCUUCCACAACGUCUGGGACAAGCUGGACGGCUUUGUUCCUGCGCAUUUCCUUGGCUGGUACCUGAAGACGCUGAUGAUCCGGGACUGGUGGAUGUGCAUGAUCAUCAGCGUGAUGUUCGAGUUCCUAGAGUACAGCCUGGAGCACCAGCUGCCCAACUUCAGCGAGUGCUGGUGGGACCACUGGAUCAUGGACGUGCUUGUGUGCAACGGGCUGGGCAUCUACUGCGGUAUGAAGACGCUCGAGUGGCUGUCCCUGAAGACAUACAAGUGGCAGGGUCUCUGGAACAUUCCCACCUACAAGGGCAAGAUGAAGAGAAUAGCCUUCCAGUUCACGCCCUACAGCUGGGUCCGCUUCGAGUGGAAGCCCGCCUCCAACCUGCGCCGCUGGCUGGCCGUGUGCGGCAUCAUCCUGGUGUUCCUGCUGGCGGAACUGAACACGUUCUACCUGAAGUUUGUGCUGUGGAUGCCCCCAGAGCACUACCUGGUCCUCCUCCGGCUGGUCUUCUUCGUGAACGUGGGCGGCGUGGCCAUGCGUGAGAUCUACGACUUCAUGGACGACCCGAGGUUCCACAAGAAGCUGGGCCAGCAGGCCUGGCUGGUGGCGGCCAUCACUGUCACGGAGCUGCUGAUCGUGGUCAAGUACGACCCACACACGCUCACCCUGUCGCUGCCUUUCUACAUCUCCCAGUGCUGGACGCUCGGCUCCGUGCUGGUGCUCACCUGGACCGUGUGGCGCUUCUUCCUAAGGGACAUCACCCUGCGGUAUAAAGAGAUCCGGCGGCAGAAGCAGGAGAGCCAGAGCAACAAGGGCAAGGCUGUCAGCAAUGGGGACGGCCAUUCGCCGGGGCUGGAGGAUGACCUGCCGGAGCCCGAGGGGGUGGGAGAGCCAGCUCCGAACUGAUGCUGCCACCUGGCCAGCACCCACGGCUGCCUACCCGUCUUCCUCACCCGGCCUCCUCAUGUGUGGCCCCAGAGCCAAAACAUGCCUUCGGCCGUUCAGUCUCUCAUUACCUUCUUCCCAGCAGAAGCCCCUGCUCCCUGAGGCGGCUCUGAGAGGUGGGGUCAGAGAGGCCCCCAUCCUGGGCUUUGGCUGUGUGUGGGCGUGCCAGUGUGUGUUCAACUGUGUGUGUGUAUACUUCUGUGUCUGCAUGUGUGCUUGCGUGUACGUGUGUGUGUGUGUACACAUACAUGUGUGUGCACACACCUGUGUGUUCUUUGUCCAUGAGUGUCUGGGGCUGUGAGCUGGGUGGUGGGCUCGGGUUGCUUGAGGGGCAGAGUCCUGUGGCGCCACUCCUACAUCCCUCCUACGCCCCUUGCGCAGGGGCCGCCAUUCCUGUGGCCCCCCAGUUAGCUCUGAGACUGGGCGGCCGUGUGGUGGGGGACAGAGGCCCCUGGGUGUCCACACAGGCUCUGCCGGCCCCAAGGCUCCAAGUGCACCUCCAAUGGACUCCUGGCAGCACGGUGUGAGGGGGGUGGCUAUGACAUCCUAAGAUCCCUAGAAUCGGGUGGGUCCAAGGGGGACACCAAGUCGUUUUCUAUAGAGCGUUUAUGUAGCAGGCUCUGAGUGGGGGCCAGAGGACAGGUGGGCUGUCUCUCUCGGGCACCCCCCCACCGUGAGCAAAGAGAACAAAUAAAGCAGUGAC